This is a messenger RNA of Mizuhopecten yessoensis (Yesso scallop), 1126 nucleotides long. RefSeq lists its product as uncharacterized. The record is from RefSeq and is a predicted model, not a curated record. The transcript has 2 exons. Bases 53 to 1003 code for a protein of 316 amino acids. NCBI's taxonomy places the organism in Eukaryota, Metazoa, Mollusca, Bivalvia, Pectinida, Pectinidae.
AUAUAUACCACGCAGUCUACCACGGUAUGUCAUAUAUACCACUCAGUCUAUCAUGGUAUACAUAUGUACCACUCAGUCUACCACGGUAUCUCAUAUAUACCACUCAGUCUAUCAUGGUAUACAUACAUACCACUCAGUCUACCACGGUAUCUCAUAUAUACCACUCAGUCUAUCAUGGUAUACAUAUAUACCACUCAGUCUACCACGGUAUGUCAUAUAUACCACUCAGUCUACCAUGGUAUACAUAUGUACCACUCAGUCUACCACAGUAUCUCAUAUAUAUCACUCAGUCUACCACGGUAUGUCAUAUAUACCACUCAGUCUACCAUGGUAUACAUAUGUACCACUCAGUCUACCACGGUAUCUCAUAUAUACCACUCAGUCUACCACGGUAUGUCAUAUAUACCACUCAGUCUACCAUGGUAUACAUAUGUACCACUCAGUCUACCACAGUAUCUCAUAUAUAUCACUCAGUCUACCACGGUAUGUCAUAUAUACCACUCAGUCUACCAUGGUAUACAUAUGUACCACUCAGUCUACCACGGUAUCUCAUAUAUACCACUCAGUCUACCACGGUAUGUCAUAUAUACCACUCAGUCUAUCAUGGUAUACAUAUGUACCACUCAGUCUACCACGGUAUCUCAUAUAUACCACUCAGUCUAUCAUGGUAUACAUAUAUACCACUCAGUCUACCACGUUACCACUAAGUCUAUCAUGGUAUACAUAUGUACCACUCAGUCUACCACAGUAUGUCAUAUAUACCACUCAGUCUACCACAGUAUGUCAUAAAUACCACUCAGUCUACCACAAUAUGUCAUAUAUACCACUCAGUCUACCACAGUAUGUCAUAUAUACCACUCAGUCUAACACGGUAUGUCAUAUAUACCACUCAGUCUACCACGGGAUGUCAUAUAUACCACUCAGUCUACCACGGGAUGUCAUAUAUACCACUCAGUCUACCACGGGAUGUCAUAUAUACCACUCAGUCUACCACGGUAUGUAAUAUAUACCACUCAGUCUACCACAGUAUCUCAUAUAUAUCACUCAGUCUACCACGGUAUGUCAUAUAUUCCACUCAGUCUACCACAGUAUGUCAUAUAUCCCACUCAGUCUAUCAUGGUAUACA